UCCAUCACCCCCUCUCCGUCCGUUGUCUUUUUAAUGUAACUUCCGAGUGAUCAGGAGAGCAGGGAGCGUCUGGAAAGCCUGGUCUCUGAUGAAGCAUCUGCUCGCGUGCUUUCCUGUUUGAAGCCGGACACUGAGGACAGAAAGGAUCAGAUUGUGUUUUAUUUUUUCUUUUGGAUAACAUUGCUUCUCUCCGUGGAUGUUGGCUCAGUGUUGUGUGUCUUUAUGUUUCCUCUGUGGAUGUUAUAGUGCAUUAUCUCGCUCUGAAUGAAGCUUUCUUUUUGGAUUUCCGCCGCGCUGAACCUGUUUCUGGGUGACUGCCCUUUCUUUACUUGUGAAGUCGCGCGUUAUAAUUCUAUCGCCGUUAUCUUAUGAGCUCUAUAUGCAUAGUGUGAGGCGUUACUUGUUUUUAAAAUUGUCAAACAAUGCCACAGUUUCUUUGAUAGCGUAGACAUAAUCCAUGCAGACAAAUUGUGUGCAUUAUAUCGCGUAAAAAGAGGAAAGUUGGGCGCGCAAACUUUUGGAGACGAUCGAUAUGGCGAUGGUGGCGUGGAGAAACACCGAGGGUGUCGGGGACGCACAGGGGACCCUCUCCUCCCCGGUAUCCCAGGUUGCCCCUCUGUCUCUGCCCGGGGAGCUGACGGGACACAUGAACCCGCCGCCUUCUCUGGAAAUACCGCCGGCUGCUGCAGCUGCACCUCAGGGCGCACCGCCGCCCAAUCCGUCCAGCAGCACCACCGCGAACACCACCACUAACAACAAUAACAACACCACCUCUUCUUCCUCCUCCUCCUCCUCGUCCAUGGACAAACACCAGAGCCAGCAGAUCGAGUGCAUCGUUUGCGGGGACAAAUCCAGCGGGAAGCACUACGGACAGUUCACAUGUGAGGGAUGUAAGAGCUUCUUCAAACGCAGCGUUAGGAGGAACCUGAGCUACACCUGCAGGGCCAACAGGAACUGUCCCGUGGACCAGCACCACCGCAACCAGUGCCAGUACUGUCGCCUCAAGAAAUGCCUCAAAGUCGGCAUGAGGAGGGAAGCUGUCCAGAGAGGCAGGCUUCCUACGCAGUCUUAUCACGGCCAGUUUGCGCUGACGAACGGAGACCCUCUGCAGUGUCACUCCUACCUGUCAGGUUACAUCUCUCUCCUGCUGAGGGCCGAGCCCUACCCUACCUCCCGAUUCGGCUCCCAGUGUCUGCAAAGCAACAACAUCAUGGGCAUAGAGAACAUCUGUGAGCUUGCGGCCCGGAUGCUCUUCAGUGCCGUGGAGUGGGCCCGCAACAUCCCAUUCUUCCCGGACCUGCAGGUGACGGAUCAGGUGGCCCUGCUUCGCCUCACCUGGAGCGAACUGUUCGUCUUGAAUGCAGCGCAGUGCUCCAUGCCGGUGCACGUCGCCCCGCUGCUAGCCGCAGCAGGCCUGCAUGCCUCCCCGAUGUCCGCGGACAGGGUGGUGGCUUUCAUGGACCACAUCCGGGUCUUCCAGGAGCAGGUGGAGAAGCUGAAGGUGCUGCACGUGGACUCAGCAGAGUACAGCUGCAUUAAAGCGAUCGUGCUGUUCACCACAGAUGCUUGUGGUCUGUCGGACAUAGCCCAUGUGGAGGGUCUGCAGGAGAAAUCCCAGUGUGCUUUAGAGGAAUAUGUGAGGAGCCAGUACCCUAACCAGCCCAACAGGUUCGGGAAGCUGCUGCUCCGCUUGCCUUCCCUCCGCACCGUCUCUUCCUCUGUCAUAGAGCAGCUUUUCUUCGUCCGUCUGGUGGGAAAAACCCCCAUAGAGACUCUGAUAAGGGACAUGCUGCUGUCUGGAAGCAGCUUCAACUGGCCUUACAUGCCCAUUCAGUAGAGGAGGAGGAUGAAGCUACAGCAGUGCUGCUAAGGUCAGGAGAGGGAACCACACCUCAAAUCAUGUAAUUUCAGUGCUGCGUAAAAUCUCUGUUGAUCAAAACAAGAGAACAAAACUGCCAGUGGGAUGAGAUAAUUACAAGCGAUUCUAUCCUAAAAAAUGAUCUCAGCUCGUAGUUUUCUUACAAGACCGCCAUUGUCUUUGUACCAGAGGAAUGAUCUGCCUUAUUCUGCAUGAUGUCUCUAUAGGACCUGUAAUGAAUUAACCCUUUUUGCAGACGAUGAACAUUUGAUAUACUGGCAGAGUUGUUUUCUUGUUCGUAGAGAAACAAUAUUUCCUGACAUGAGAUGACUGCUUAUGACAGACUUCGUUUUGCAGUGUGGUGUCCAUUCGCAGUCUAUGGUUUUUGGGAUAACAAACAAUAUUUAUUGGACCCUGUGUGUAUAUUUAUCUUAUCGUGCUUGUAAAUUAUGUUUUGAUUCCUCUUUUUUAAAUGUUUUACGUAUUUUUGCCCCGGCCGGUGAGAAAACUGCAGGGAUUGUCUCGUGUCCAUCUUUUUUUUGUUUGUUUUGUUUCAUACCUUCCAGACAUGGCACUUUGGACUAAAGGAACAUUUUAGACAGAUUUAACAAAGGUGUAUGACGCCUGACAUCAUCUGACUUUAACCUGUUUGCUAAAUGGUGUAUAGACAGAAUGGUGAGAUUAAUGCUGUGUUACUUUGGAGUCUUAUUCUGUUUGCAUUGUGGACGUACAGAGAGGGAGGAGAGUAAAAGCAAAAUUGUUUAAAAAUGCACUUCUUGUGUGACAGCGAAAAGUAAUGCAUUUCUCCUUUCAUCAUUAACAUCAUUACUUUGACAUCACAAUUACCACAAAUAUUUUUGUUGAUACUUCCUGGCAGAUAUGAUGAUUUGAUCCUGCUUUAGGGCUUCUUCUCUGUCUUUAAAAAGUCAUAUUUUAACUUUGUCUCCAUUUAGUGAGCAGAAACUCCGCACCAUGUUUGUUUCUCAUCAAAUUAGUGAUUUUUUUUUCCUGAUAAAUUCUCUUACUUCUCAUCUUAACUGAGAAACCAUGGUGAAAAAGAUAAAGGGAAAGAGGCUGAAUGUUAGAUAGCUGUGGGCUAAGCUGAUAUUUGUAUUUGUAGGGGAGUUAAAAUUGAAUUGGUAUUUUUUUUGACUGGUACUGGGAGAAGUAAUGACAUUACUUUACAGGAUUAACGAUAAAUGCAUUACCAAACACUUUCCACUGACUGAGAGAGAUUUUGAAGCACUGGGCCUGAUGUAUUCUGUACAGUUUCUUAAUGGGAUAAAUGGACUGUACUCGACUUGCCAGGUCAAGUAACAAAUCUAUUUCUUUUUAAGUCAUGCAUUUAUGAGCCCAGGCCGCCUAAUGGCACAAUAGACCACUGCAGGGUAUUGCUGAACUGAAAGUGUGUGUGUGUAUGUGGAUGUGUGUGUAUGCCUGUGUCUGUGUGAAUGUGUAUUUGUGAUUACUUCUUUUUGACAACCACUCUGAUGUACUGUGAAAGCAUAUUGGUUAACAUAUUGGUACCGUAUUAAAUUAUAACUCAAGAUUUAUAAAUAAAGUGUAUUUGGUUUACUUUGCCAUUUCAA
Molecule: messenger RNA, 3447 nt
Organism: Notolabrus celidotus (New Zealand spotty)
Lineage: Eukaryota; Metazoa; Chordata; Actinopteri; Labriformes; Labridae
Product: COUP transcription factor 2-like
Exons: 3
Coding region: 533-1837 (434 amino acids)
Biological process (GO): anatomical structure development; negative regulation of transcription by RNA polymerase II; cell differentiation
Molecular function (GO): RNA polymerase II cis-regulatory region sequence-specific DNA binding; retinoic acid binding; nuclear receptor activity
Source: RefSeq, a predicted model, not a curated record